UGUGUGUCAUAUGCUAUGCUACCGCGCGUUAGCUAGCCGUCGGUGUGUAGAGAGAGAGAGAGAGAGGGGUUAAUUUAAUUCGGCUCAAAGAAAGAACCCUAAAAAGCAGGUUGUAGAGAGAGAAAUUAAUCUCGAGGAGUUUUGUGGUCGACAUGCGUCCUCCUCUCCCCUCUAAUACUCCAAAAUCACCACCAAACUAGUCUUGUUCUCUCCUCUCUCUCUCUCUCUUCUUCCUCCUUUCUCUCUCCCCAUCUUCUUCUCCUUCCUAUCCAUUAGCUAGCUAGCUUGAGAGAUCUCCAUUAGAGAGAGCUUGCCCAUAUGCACUAGCACCAUCCAUGCAUAUGCAUCUUGUAGUUAUUGCUUGCUCUCUUCAAUCCCAGCUUUGCCUCUAAAUCCAGCAGACGCAUCGGAUAUAUAUCUUCAAUCUUCAACCAUAUAGUGGUUGAAUUGAAUCUACAUGUAUAUAUAGAUGAGAAUUAGAGGCUUAGAGCUGGAGAUUUCGAAGUAAAUAUAUUUCUUGGUCGCCUGCCGAUCUUGCGAGGUGUAGAGGGGAGAGAUUUUGGGAUGCUUGAGGUGUCCACGCUGCGAAGCCCUAAGGCGGAUCAGCGGGCGGGCGUCGGCGGCCACCAUGUCGUCGGCUUCGUCCCGGCGCCGCCGUCGCCGGCCGACGUCGCCGACGAGGUCGACGCGUUCAUCGUCGACGACAGCUGCCUGCUCGAGUACAUCGACUUCAGCUGCUGCGACGUGCCGUUCUUCCACGCCGACGACGGCGACAUCCUCCCGGACCUCGAGGUCGACCCCACGGAGCUCCUCGCCGAGUUCGCCAGCUCCCCGGACGACGAGCCGCCGCCGACGACGUCGGCUCCGGGCCCCGGCGAGCCAGCUGCUGCUGCAGGAGCCAAGGAAGACGUGAAGGAAGAUGGAGCCGCCGCCGCCGCCGCCGCCGCCGCCGCUGACUACGACGGGUCGCCGCCGCCACCGCGGGGGAAGAAGAAGAAGGACGACGAGGAAAGGUCGUCGUCGUUGCCGGAGGAGAAAGACGCGAAGAACGGCGGCGGCGACGAGGUCCUGAGCGCGGUGACGACGGAGGAUUCCUCGGCCGGUGCCGCCAAGUCGUGCUCGCCGUCGGCAGAGGGCCACAGCAAGAGGAAGCCGUCGUCGUCGUCGUCAUCGGCGGCGGCCGGCAAGAACUCUCACGGCAAGCGCAAGGUGAAGGUGGACUGGACGCCGGAGUUGCACCGGCGGUUCGUGCAGGCGGUGGAGCAGCUCGGGAUAGACAAGGCCGUGCCGUCCAGGAUCCUGGAGCUCAUGGGCAUCGAGUGCCUCACUCGCCACAACAUCGCCAGCCAUCUCCAGAAAUAUCGGUCGCACAGGAAACAUCUGAUGGCGAGGGAGGCGGAGGCGGCGAGCUGGACGCAGAAGCGGCAGAUGUACACCGCCGCCGCCGCCGCCGCCGCGGUGGCAGCCGGCGGCGGGCCAAGGAAGGACGCCGCCGCCGCCACUGCGGCGGUGGCCCCGUGGGUCAUGCCGACCAUCGGUUUCCCUCCGCCGCACGCGGCGGCGAUGGUGCCUCCCCCGCCGCACCCUCCACCGUUCUGCCGGCCGCCGCUGCACGUGUGGGGCCACCCGACCGCCGGCGUCGAGCCGACCACCGCGGCGGCGCCACCACCACCCUCGCCGCACGCGCAGCCGCCGUUGCUGCCCGUCUGGCCGCGCCACCUGGCGCCGCCGCCGCCGCCGCUGCCGGCGGCGUGGGCGCACGGCCACCAGCCGGCGCCGGUGGACCCGGCGGCGUACUGGCAGCAACAGUAUAACGCGGCGAGGAAGUGGGGCCCGCAGGCAGUGACACCGGGGACGCCGUGUAUGCCGCCACCGUUGCCUCCAGCCGCCAUGUUGCAGAGGUUUCCUGUACCGCCGGUGCCUGGAAUGGUGCCGCACCCCAUGUACAGACCGAUACCGCCGCCGUCACCGCCGCAGGGGAAUAAACUCGCUGCCUUGCAGCUUCAGCUUGAUGCCCACCCGUCUAAGGAGAGCAUAGACGCAGCCAUCGGAGAUGUUUUAGUGAAGCCAUGGCUGCCGCUUCCCCUCGGCCUCAAGCCACCGUCGCUGGACAGCGUCAUGUCUGAGCUGCACAAGCAGGGCAUCCCCAAGGUGCCACCGGCGGCGAGCGGUGCCGCCGGCUGAUACACAUCGAUCACACCGAUCGUCUCCUCCGCCGCCGGCGAAAAAAAAAAAAACCUCUCCUCUCUGCUCCGGCCGGUCUCCACGAUGAGAAGAGGCAAUGCAACCCGUCGACUUGUCGUAGCUUCGUCAGUGUGAAUUGAUUCAUCAUGCAUUCACCCAAUGCGUGUAGACGAGCUCGAUGUGUAAACUAGCUAGUGUGUCUUGUGUGUUUGCAUUGACAUAUCUGGGUUUUUGCUCUCAUGGAAUGUGCAUGCAGAGACGAUGCAGGCGACAUGCAUGCCUACCUGAGAGUUGCGUGUAAAAUAUAAAAUGUUUUGAGAUGGAACGUACACGGACUGCUAUAUAUAUUUUGGACAGCUGGUAAUUAAAUUGAGAAAUAACCAAGGAACUUACACUUA
Molecule: messenger RNA, 2582 nt
Organism: Oryza sativa Japonica Group (Japanese rice)
Lineage: Eukaryota; Viridiplantae; Streptophyta; Magnoliopsida; Poales; Poaceae
Source: RefSeq, a predicted model, not a curated record